Haemorhous mexicanus (house finch) is the source of this 3026-nucleotide messenger RNA. It is a transcript of the gene AGPS, whose product is annotated as alkylglycerone phosphate synthase. The record is from RefSeq and is a predicted model, not a curated record. Gene Ontology annotation, biological process: lipid biosynthetic process. NCBI's taxonomy places the organism in Eukaryota, Metazoa, Chordata, Aves, Passeriformes, Fringillidae. Bases 16 to 1926 code for a protein of 636 amino acids. The transcript is spliced from 20 exons. Gene Ontology annotation, molecular function: FAD binding; alkylglycerone-phosphate synthase activity.
CACAACACGGAAGCGAUGGCGGCCGCGGCCGGGGAGGCAGCGGGAGGCGGCGGCGGUUCCCCGUCCUCCGCCCGGCGGCGGCUGCGCAUCAUCUCCGGGCACCUGCGGGGCUCGCCGCGGGCCCCGGGGCGGGGAGCGCUCUCCCCGAGCCCCUGCAAGGCGCAGGGCGGCUCCGCCGGGCCGGCCUCCGGCUCCAUCCCGAAGAAGCGGCAAGAACUUUUGAAGUGGAAUGGAUGGGGAUAUAAUGAUUCCAAAUUCAUCUUCAAUAAGAAGGGUCAAGCAGAAUUCACAGGGAAAAGGUACAGAUUAGGUGGUAUGGUAUUACCAACUUUUAAGGAAUGGAUAGAAAAAACCUUUGGAGCAAGUCUGGAGCACAAAACUACCUCUAGAGCAUCCUUAAAUGUUAAUGAUGUACCUCCAUCCAUUGUAAAUGAAGAAUUUCUUCAGGAUCUUAGAGCCACUAAAAUCUCCUAUUCCCAGGAUGCAGAAGAUAGGGUAUUCAGAGCUCAUGGUCACUGCCUACACGAGAUAUUUGUACUCAGGGAAGGAAUGUUUAAGCGAAUUCCUGAUAUAGUUGUAUGGCCUGUUUGCCAUGAAGAUGUAGUUAAAAUUGUGGAAUUAGCCUGCAAACACAAUCUCUGCAUAAUACCAUUUGGUGGAGGAACAAGUGUCUCUAGUGCCCUUGAAUGUCCUGAAGAAGAAAAAAGAACAAUUGUCUCCCUGGAUACAUCACAAAUGAAUCGGAUUCUCUGGAUAGAUGAAAAAAACUUAACAGCUUGUGUAGAAGCUGGCAUUGUUGGACAAGAUCUGGAAAAACAGCUUGCUGAAAGUGGCUUCUGUACAGGCCAUGAGCCAGACUCCAUGGAAUUCAGUUCACUAGGAGGCUGGGUCGCAACACGAGCAUCAGGCAUGAAAAAAAACAUCUAUGGAAACAUUGAAGAUCUGGUGAUUCAUAUAAAAAUGGUGACUCCUAGAGGAAUAGUAGAAAAAAACUGUCAAGUACCUCGCAUGUCAACAGGACCUGAUAUCCAUCACUUCAUUAUGGGAUCUGAAGGAACCCUUGGAGUGGUUACUGAAGUGACGAUAAAGAUUCGCCCGGUCCCUGAAUACCAGAAGUACGGCUCUGUGGUCUUCCCCAACUUUGAGCGAGGGGUGGCCUGCUUGAGGGAAGUGGCAAAGCAGAGAUGUGCUCCUGCAUCAAUUCGCCUUGUUGACAAUGCUCAGUUUCAGUUUGGUCAUGCUCUUAAACCACAAGUUGCUUCCAUUUUUACAUCAUUUUUGGAUGGACUGAAAAAGUUCUACAUCACAAAGUUUAAAGGAUUUGAUCCCAACAUCCUGUGUGUAGCUACCUUGCUCUUUGAAGGUGACAGAGAGAAGGUUCUUCAGCAUGAGAAGCAAGUCUAUGAUAUUGCCACCAAGUUUGGUGGCUUGGCAGCAGGAGAAGAUAAUGGGCAGAGAGGAUACAUGCUGACAUUUGUCAUCGCUUACCUUCGGGACCUAGGCCUGGAUUAUUACGUAAUAGGAGAAUCAUUUGAGACUUCUGUUCCUUGGGAUAGGGUUUUGGACCUUUGUAGAAAUGUAAAGGAAAGGAUAGUACGAGAAUGCAAAGAAAAGGGUGUUCAGUUUGCUCCUCUUUCCACCUGUAGGGUGACACAGACUUACGAUGCAGGUGCAUGUGUCUACUUCUACUUUGCCUUUAACUACAGAGGAAUUAGUGAUCCUAUUCAUGUCUAUGAACAAAUUGAGAGGGCUGCUAGAGAAGAAAUACUUGCCAAUGGAGGAAGUCUUUCACAUCACCAUGGAGUAGGCAAAUUGCGGAAGCGCUGGAUGAAGGAGAGCAUCUCUGAUGUUGGCUUGGGAAUGCUGAGAUCUGUUAAAGAAUAUGUGGACCCCAAUAACAUCUUUGGAAACAAAAAUCUUUUAUAAAGCCCUGCACAAAUGAUGUACUAAAAAUUAAAAAUUACUGUUGAAAUUCCUCCACUUUCAUUGUAUUGAUAUCCCAGUAAUCAAAUAUAACAUAGACUAAACUUUCAAAACUAGUAACUUACAUUGAUUUUUGCUACUCCCUUCCCUGUUUCCCCAAUAAAGUGUAAACAUCACUGUUAAUGUUUAUGGACUUUUACUUAACAAUGUUCCAACCUACUGGGCACAAAGUACUAACCAGGAAAUGCAAAUCUGGGUUUCCAAGUUGGGCUAGGCAGCACAGCUGACAUAUUUUCAGUGCUGGAUACUGCCAGAUGUUUCUUACUUAAAGCAUCUCCCGUGAGGAGGACAAAGACUGACAACAGUGUUUUCUACAGACGCAGCUGCACGGCCCAGCCUCCUGCUAAAGGAAAGCUGCUGAGACAGAUGAGAGAACACCAAGGAGUACCUCCUUGUACUGCAUUAAGUAUGUAACAGACUUGUACCUAGCAGAUACUUAGAGUAUAAAUACAGGCUUUCAUCAAAAGAGACAGUGUAAGUCAAACUAAUAAAAAUUCCGUUAGUCUCUCACUGUAAUACUACUGGAAAAUCUUACACAAGAUUGAGCUGUUCUGAGUUGUAUUUGCAUUGCUGGGAUAAUCUUAAAUUAAUUGUAGGUCAGUCACUAAGUUUUGUACAAUGGACAUUUCUCACUGUAUGUUGAAAACAGGUUUGUAACAAAAUUUUGUGUUCAUCUGUACUUCAGUCCUAGUGUGUAGGGGUUUUGUUCCCGUUGUUUGUUUUGCACAGAUGCAAAAUAUCUUUUUCAGUUAUUCAGAUGAAACUGCCCAGCACUGUCUUUUGAAACAGUCACAACAGUUUAAUAAAACACUUAAAUGGACAACCUACUGUCAUCCUGGAAGUGAGAUUUCCCAUUUAAGUUUUGUACAGUUUCCUAUGGCCUUUAUGAAUCAUUUAUUUACUUCACAAGUAGCCACAAUUUUAAUUGUCCAUUGAACUUUAUGAAAAUGAAAUAUUUUCUUGAUCAGUAUCAUGUGGGAGUAAGCAUUUUUACAUUGAAACUUGAAUCGUAAUCAGUAAAAUAAACAAAAUAUUUGUCAAUA